AUGGUACAUCGUUCAGCUGCGCUCUCGCCAUGCCUGGGCGGGGCUGGUCCGGAGGCGGGACUCGGGGAUCCGGAAACCUCUGAGCUGUCGCUGAUCCUAGUUUUAGUGCCCAGGCGGUGUUUAUCCUGGCCGGACUUGGUGCCCAGGGUCUGAACUGUUUGCCCGCCGGGUCUCCUGCGACGGUCCAGCGACUGGUGCCCUGGCGUGGAGCCCUCAUUUGCUCUCGCCAUGCCCAUGGCCGCUGCCCCCAUCAUCAGUUCGGUCCAGAAGCUGGUGUUGUACGAGACCAGAGCUAGAUACUUUCUAGUUGGGAGCAAUCAUGCAGAGACGAAAUAUCGUGUCUUGAAAAUUGAUAGAACAGAGCCGAAAGAUUUGGUCGUAAUUGAUGAUAGGCAUGUAUAUACUCAACAAGAAGUGAGGGAACUUCUUGGCCGUUUGGAUCUAGGAAAUAGAACAAAGAUGGGACAGAAAGGAUCCUCCGGGUUAUUUCGAGCUGUUUCAGCUUUUGGUGUUGUAGGUUUUGUCAGGUUUUUAGAAGGCUAUUAUAUUGUGUUAAUAACUAAACGGAGGAAGAUGGCAGAUAUUGGAGGUCAUGCAAUAUAUAAGAUUGAAGAUACAAAUAUGAUCUAUAUACCCAAUGAUUCUGUACGGGUUACUCAUCCUGAUGAAGCUAGGUAUCUACGAAUAUUUCAAAAUGUGGACCUAUCUAGCAAUUUUUACUUUAGUUACAGCUAUGAUUUGUCCCACUCACUUCAAUAUAAUCUCACUGUCUUGCGAAUGCCCCUGGAGAUGUUGAAGUCAGAAACAGCCCAGACUCGCCAGGAGAGCUUUGACAUCUUUGAAGAUGAAGGAUUAAUUACACAAGGUGGAAGCGGCGUGUUUGGAAUCUGUAGUGAGCCUUACAUGAAGUAUGUGUGGAAUGGUGAACUUCUGGACAUAAUUAAAAACACUGUGCAUCGUGACUGGCUGUUGUAUAUUAUUCAUGGGUUCUGUGGGCAGUCAAAGCUGCUGAUCUAUGGGCGACCAGUGUAUGUGACCCUAAUAGCUAGAAGGUCCAGUAAGUUUGCUGGGACCCGUUUUCUCAAGAGAGGUGCGAACUGUGAGGGUGAUGUUGCAAAUGAAGUGGAGACUGAACAAAUACUCUGUGAUGCUUCUGUGAUGUCUUUCACUGCAGGAAGUUAUUCUUCUUAUGUACAAGUUAGAGGAUCAGUUCCCUUAUACUGGUCUCAGGACAUUUCCACUAUGAUGCCAAAGCCACCUAUUACAUUGGACCAGGCAGAUCCAUUUGCACAUGUGGCUGCCCUUCACUUUGACCAGAUGCUUCAGAGGUUUGGCUCCCCCAUUAUCAUCUUGAAUUUAGUGAAGGAGAGAGAGAAAAGAAAGCACGAAAGAAUUCUGAGUGAAGAACUUGUCGCUGCUGUGACCUACCUCAAUCAGUUUCUGCCUCCUGAGCACACUAUUGUUUAUAUUCCUUGGGAUAUGGCCAAGUACACCAAGAGCAAGCUCUGUAAUGUUCUUGAUCGACUGAAUGUGAUUGCGGAAAGUGUGGUGAAGAAAACAGGUUUCUUUGUCAACCGUCCUGAUUCUUACUGUAGCAUUUUGCGACCAGAUGAAAAGUGGAAUGAACUAGGAGGAUGUGUGAUUCCCACUGGUCGCCUGCAGACUGGCAUCCUGCGAACCAACUGUGUGGACUGUUUAGAUCGCACCAACACGGCACAGUUUAUGGUGGGAAAAUGUGCCCUGGCUUAUCAGUUGUAUUCACUUGGAUUAAUCGACAAACCUAAUCUACAGUUUGAUACAGAUGCAGUUAGGUUAUUUGAGGAACUCUAUGAAGAUCAUGGUGAUACUCUGUCCCUUCAGUAUGGUGGUUCUCAACUUGUUCAUCGUGUAAAAACCUAUAGAAAGAUAGCACCGUGGACGCAGCACUCAAAAGACAUCAUGCAAACCCUGUCUAGAUAUUAUAGCAACGCUUUUUCAGAUGCCGAUAGACAAGAUUCCAUUAAUCUCUUCCUGGGAGUUUUCCAUCCUACUGAAGGAAAACCUCAUCUUUGGGAACUCCCAACAGAUUUUUAUUUGCAUCACAAAAAUACCAUGAGACUUUUACCAACAAGAAGAAGUUAUACUUACUGGUGGACACCAGAGGUAAUAAAGCAUUUACCAUUGCCUUAUGAUGAAGUUAUCUGUGCUGCAAACUUAAAGAAGUUGAUAGUGAAGAAAUUUCACAAAUAUGAAGAAGAGAUUGAUAUCCACAAUGAGUUCUUUCGGCCAUAUGAAUUGAGUAGUUUUGAUGAUACCUUUUGCUUGGCUAUGACAAGUUCAGCACGUGACUUUAUGCCCAAGACUGUUGGCAUUGAUCCAAGUCCAUUUACUGUGCGUAAACCGGAUGAAACUGGAAAAUCAGUAUUGGGAAACAAAAGCAAUCGAGAAGAAGCUGUAUUACAGAGGAAAACGGCAGCCAGCGCCCCGCCACCCCCCAGCGAGGAGGCUGUGUCCAGCAGCUCUGAGGAUGACUCUGGGACCGACCGGGAAGAGGAGGGUUCCGUGUCUCAGCGCUCCACUCCCGUGAAGAUGACCGACACAGGGGACAGUGCCAAAGUGACUGAGAAUGUGGUCCAGCCCAUGAAAGAGGUAUAUGGAAUUAACCUCUCAGAUGGCCUCUCAGAAGAAGAUUUUGCCAUUUAUUCAAGAUUUGUUCAGCUGGGGCAGAGUCAACACAAACAAGACAGGAGCAGCCAGCAGCUCUGUUCCAGGUGCUCAGAUGGAGUUAUAAAAUUAACGCCCAUCUCGGCUUUCUCGCAAGACAAUAUUUAUGAGGUUCAGCCCCCAAGGGUGGACAGGAAAUCUACAGAGAUCUUCCAAGCCCACAUCCAGGCCAGUCAAGGUAUCAUGCAGCCGCUGGGAAAAGAGGACACCUCCAUGUACCGCGAGUACAUCAGGAACCGCUACCUGUGAGGAGAGCAGGGGUUCACGUGGUGACCCUGGGGGAAACAGGAAAGUCAUGUUUCAUUAGGUUAGAAUCUGUUUUAUCUCAUCUUAAAAAGUCGUUUCCAAAAAGUCCCUUGCAUCUGAAGCUAUUCCCUAUUUGUAACUCCCAAGUUCUGAAUUAUAGGUAAUAAAGGAAUGACUCAA
Messenger RNA from Lemur catta (Ring-tailed lemur), 3129 nucleotides. It is a transcript of the gene FIG4, whose product is annotated as FIG4 phosphoinositide 5-phosphatase. Gene Ontology annotation, biological process: phosphatidylinositol dephosphorylation. Lineage: Eukaryota; Metazoa; Chordata; Mammalia; Primates; Lemuridae. Bases 229 to 2952 code for a protein of 907 amino acids. Gene Ontology annotation, cellular component: intracellular membrane-bounded organelle. The record is from RefSeq and is a predicted model, not a curated record. The transcript has 23 exons. Gene Ontology annotation, molecular function: phosphatidylinositol-3,5-bisphosphate 5-phosphatase activity.